AUGAGUUGCAACAUUAAGGAGACUAUUACUGUGUCUAGCAAAGGCAGGAGCAGCGGUGGCAGCUGCAUCAUUGGUGGUGGUGGUGGAGCACGGAUUUCUUCCUUUGGCAUAGGCAGUGGCAGAGGUUUUUCUGGAAGGAGUUACUGCGGUGGAGUGAAUUAUGGAGGGGGACUGAGCGUUGGUAGCUUGGCUGGUGGGAGCUAUGGAGGUGGCAACUGCUAUGGCAAUGGCCUCGGGUUUGGCAUCGGAGGUGGGGUGGUUGUUGGGGGUCUUGGUGGCGACUGCUUGCUUUCGUCCUGCGAUGAGAAGGUCACCAUGCAAAACCUCAAUGACCGCCUGGCUUCCUACCUGGACAAGGUGAAGUGCUUGGAGAAGGAGAAUGCUGAGCUGGAGUGCAGGAUCAGAGAGUGGUACGCAACACAGGGCCUGUCCUGCGAGCCCCGCGACUACAGCUGCUACUACAAAGAGAUUGAAGAUCUUCAGAACCAGAUUGUCUGCGCAACCAUUGAUAACAACAAGAUCAUCCUGGACAUUGAUAACAGCAGGAUGGCUGCUGAUGACUUCCGUGUGAAGUACGAGACGGAGCUGGCGCUGCGCCAGAGCGUGGAGGCCGACAUCAACGGGCUGCGCCAGGUGCUGGACCAGCUGACGCUGUGCAGGUCUGACCUGGAGGCACAGCUGGAGUCGCUGCGGGAGGAGCUCUGCUGCCUGAAGAAGAACCAUGAGGAGGAGAUGAGUUGCCUGAGGAAACAAUCAACUGGAGAUGUGAGUGUGGAGGUCAAUGCCUGCCCGGGACCAGAUCUCAGGCAAAUCUUGGAGGAUUUGAGAUGCCAGUAUGAAACACUGAUAGCGCGCAACCGCAAGGAAGUCGAGGAUUGGUACGAGUGCAAGAUUGAGGAGGUGAAUCGGGAGGUUAUUACGAGCGGUCAGGAGGUGGAGACGUGCAACAACCAGGUGACUGAACUGAGACGCCAAUUGCAAGCCCUGGAAAUCGAUCUCCAAGCUCAGCUCAGCCAGAGAAAUAACUUGGAAUCAUCUCUGGCUGAAACGGAGUGCCAGUACAACAGUCUCCUCAGUGAGCUACAGAACCAGAUCACGUGUGUGGAGCAGCAGUUGGCUGAAAUAAGAGCAGAAAUAGAGUGCCAGAACCAAGAGUACAAGACCUUACUGGACGUCAAGUGCCGCCUGGAGCAGGAGAUCCAGACCUACCGGUGCUUGUUGGAAGGAGGACAGCAGGACCUCAUGUAA
Molecule: messenger RNA, 1248 nt
Organism: Pyrgilauda ruficollis (rufous-necked snowfinch)
Lineage: Eukaryota; Metazoa; Chordata; Aves; Passeriformes; Passeridae
Product: keratin, type I cytoskeletal 10-like
Exons: 6
Coding region: 1-1248 (415 amino acids)
Molecular function (GO): structural molecule activity
Source: RefSeq, a predicted model, not a curated record